Messenger RNA from Leptonychotes weddellii (Weddell seal), 1178 nucleotides. The record is from RefSeq and is a predicted model, not a curated record. Lineage: Eukaryota; Metazoa; Chordata; Mammalia; Carnivora; Phocidae.
AUGCGUGAGCAGAGGCAGAGAAGUGUGGACUUUGAGAAGCAGAGAUUAGUUGACACCAUUGGCUGGAGUGUCAGAAUUAAAGGGCUGGUGCAUUUAGACCAUCACAAACUAUGGGAUCCCAAUGAAUUUGCAGUUCACUGCUUUAAAAUUAUAAUGUAUUCCAUUCAGGCUCAGUAUUCUCACCAUGUAAUUCAGGAGAUCCUAGGACACCUUGAUGCUCGUAAAAAAGAUUCUCCACGGGUUCGAGCUGGUAUCAUCCAGGUUCUGUUAGAGGCUGUUGCCAUUGCUGCUAAAGGUUCCAUAGGUUGCCACCUAAGUGUACAUCUGUCGAUUCCUGAACAGUACAGUGUAGUUUUGUCAGUUUUUAUUAUCACUAAAAGCAUCUCGUUGUUUACACUGAAUGGGCAGCAACUGUAUCGCCACAUAUAUUUGGGCUGUAAAGAGGAAGACAAUGUUCAGAAAAACUAUGAGCUACUUUAUACUUCUCUUGCUCUUAUAACUAUUGAAUUGGCCAAUGAAGACGUGGUUAUUGAUCUCAUUCGAUUAGCCAUUGCUUUACAGGACAGUGCGAUUAUCAAUGAGGAUAAUUUGUCCAUGUUCCAUCGCUGUGGGAUCAUGGCGCUGGUGGCGGCGUACCUCAACUUUGUAAGUCAGAUGAUAGCUGUCCCUGCAUUUUGCCAACAUGUUAGCAAGGUUAUUGAAAUUCGAACUAUGGAAGCCCCUUAUUUUCUACCAGAGCAUAUUUUCAGAGAUAAGUGCAUGCUUCCAAAAUCUUUAGAGAAGCAUGACAAAAAUUUAUACUUCUUGACCAACAAGAUUGCAGAGUCACUAGGCGGAAGCGGCUAUAGUGUUGAGAGGUUGUCGGUACCGUAUGUACCCCAAGUCACAGAUGAAGAUCGACUUUCUAGAAGAAAAAGUAUUGUGGACACCGUAUCCAUUCAGGUGGAUAUUUUACCCAACAGUAUUCCUUCUGAUGAUGUGGUUAGUAACACUGAAGAAAUCACCUUUGAAGCAUUGAAGAAAGCAAUUGGUGAGAUUUUUGUUAACUCUCCUAAUGAUUUGCUAGCUUAUCUCUGUCUUAGUACUUGAUGAGGUGCCAGAAUAAACAGAAGCAGCAUGGCAUUUGUGCGUAGAUCUGUAAUUGAUUUAUUGAGCUAUGUUUUUUAUUUUUUAUUUAU